Trypanosoma rangeli is the source of this 2079-nucleotide messenger RNA. RefSeq names its product putative arginyl-tRNA synthetase. Lineage: Eukaryota; Euglenozoa; Kinetoplastea; Trypanosomatida; Trypanosomatidae. Gene Ontology annotation, cellular component: cytoplasm. Gene Ontology annotation, biological process: arginyl-tRNA aminoacylation. The record is from RefSeq and is a predicted model, not a curated record. Gene Ontology annotation, molecular function: ATP binding; arginine-tRNA ligase activity. The coding region runs from base 1 to 2079 and encodes 692 amino acids. The transcript has a single exon.
AUGGCACGGUUAUGCACAGGCGCCAAUGCCGAGCUUGCACUGAAAUAUAUUUUGCGUCGUGCCAUUGAAAAGGCAUUUCCUUCCGUUAAUCCCCCAGAGGUUCUCAUCACACUCGGUAAAGUCACCGAGUACCAGUGCAAUAAUGCCAUGGGACUAGCUAGACUUCUAUCCAAGGCAACACCUCCAAUCAAGAUGACUCCUGCCCUCGUAGGUGAGACGUUGAAGAAGAAUCUGGAGGAGAAUGAUCUUAUUGACAGCUUUGAACCAACACCACAAGGGUUUAUUAACAUUUCCAUCAAACGAGAAUGGGUGGCUGCCAUGGUGAUGUGUGUGCUCAAACUGGGCGUUAAGGCUCCACAACUCCCCAAGCAAAAGGUGCUUGUGGACUUUUCAUCACCCAACAUUGCGAAGGAGAUGCACGUGGGUCAUCUCCGUUCCACCAUUAUUGGGGAGAGUAUUUCACGUCUUUUUGAGUUUUGUGGCUUUGAGGUGCACCGCAUCAAUCACGUGGGAGAUUGGGGCACGGCAUUUGGGAUGCUUAUCUUGUACUUAAAGCGCCAACACCCGGACUUUCUUACCAAGAUGCCGGACAUCACAGAUCUUACCAAGUUGUAUCGUGAAUCCAAAAAAUUGUUUGACGAGGAGCCUGAGUUCAAAGAACAGGCACGACUACAGGUGGUUAGGCUACAGGCAUUGGAAGAAGAAUCAGUUCGGGCAUGGGAAAUUAUCUGUGAAGCUUCUCGGAGGGAAUUUAACCUUAUUUACGAGCGUCUUGGCACUCGCAUUGAAGAACGUGGAGAGAGUUUCUACAACCCACUCAUUCCGAAGGUGCUAAGUCUACUGGAGGAGGCCGGGCAGCUGGAGGAAAGCAGCGGCGCAAAGCUUGUCGUCAGCAAGGAGAAAAAGGUGAUCAGUUCAUUGGAGGCGAAGGACAUGUCCAAACUGCUCGUGCCGCACCUCAUUAAGCUUCAGCGUGAUGGUACGACAGAGUUUCACCCGAAUAUGAUCACUACAAUGAAGGAAGUGGGUAUCUUGAAGGGUGAGGACGGCAACGAAACGGUGAUGCUUUCAAAGAAAGAGACCAAACCGCUUGCAAAGAUUGAUGCUCGCACAGACAUUGACAAAAUUGUACCACAGCUUCAGUCUUUUUAUAAGAAGCAGUUGCCACCACUUUUUCGGGAGGUGCUUGAGGCUGCAGGUAUCAUUGAUGGGGAUAUGGUUGCUGUUCCACGCUUUACUUUUCCGCUCAUCCUUCAAAAGAGUGAUGGUGGUUUCACAUACGAUACAACGGAUGUGACGUCCAUGUAUCACCGUUUUGUGAUGGAAAAAAUGGAUCGUGUGGUGAUCUGUACAGACGUUGGGCAAUACGAGCACUUCCGUAUGUGCGCUCAGCUGGUGAAAGACAUGGGUUGGAUGGGCGAUGCAACGUGGGAUCAUGCCGGUUUUGGCCUCGUCACAGGCACUGACGGGAAAAAGAUUAAGACGCGCAGUGGAGAGACAGCAAAACUAAAGGAUUUGCUUGACGAGGCGGUGGAGCGUUCGCUCGCCAUUUUGGAGGAGCGUGAAGCUGGUGAACGUAGCCAGGGGCACAGCAAGGAGGAAAUGGAAACCUUGUCUAAAAUUAUUGGCAUUGGUGCUGUGAAAUACUUUGAUUUGAAGCAGACCCGUGUCAAUGAUUACGCUUUCAGUUACGACAAGAUGCUUGAUAUGUCGGGUAACACCGCUGUCUUCCUUUUGUACCAGUACGCCCGCUUAUGCUCCAUUCAACGCAAGGCAGGCGUGAGUGACGAGGAAUUUAUGAAGGCGGAGGUUAUAAUCAACACCCCACAGGAGAAGAAACUGGCACUGUGCGCCCUCCGCAUGGAAUCUGUUGUGCUAAAGACAGUGGAGGACCUCUUUCCACAUCAUCUUACCGACUUUGCAUAUGAGCUGGUCUCCCACUUCUCAGACUUCUUCCAGAACUGCAGGGUUAUUGGGGAUGAUUUGCAGAAUAGCCGUCUUUGCCUUGUGGAGCUCACCCGCAUCACGUUGAAGAAGAUUUUGGAUAUCCUCAAUAUUGAGGUGGCGGAGCGGAUUUAA